This is a messenger RNA of Dipodomys ordii (Ord's kangaroo rat), 462 nucleotides long. RefSeq names its product ribonuclease, RNase A family, 13 (non-active) (gene Rnase13). Gene Ontology annotation, molecular function: nucleic acid binding. NCBI's taxonomy places the organism in Eukaryota, Metazoa, Chordata, Mammalia, Rodentia, Heteromyidae. The coding region runs from base 1 to 462 and encodes 153 amino acids. The record is from RefSeq and is a predicted model, not a curated record. The transcript has a single exon.
AUGACACCAGCUGGGGUCCUGCUCCUUUUCCUCCAGCUUGUUCUAGGGCCAACUCUGGUCAUGGACAACAGGCUACAUACCGCCAUCAAGAACUUCCGCAGCUUGCACUUGGACUAUCCCAGAGUGGUGUAUCCAAGGGGUUUCCGUGGCUACUGCAAUGGUCUUAUGGCCUAUGUGAGGGGUAGAAUGCAAGACUGGUUUUGUCCAAAGAUCCAUUAUGUGGUCCAUGCCCCCUGGGAAGCCAUCCAGGAGGACUGCAAGCAUAGUGAGAGCUUCUGUGAGAACUACAAUGAAUACUGCACACUCACCCAGAGCUCCUUCCCUAUCACAAUCUGUACCCUGGGCUCUAAACAGCCGCCCACCAGCUGCCGCUACAAUAGCACCCUAACCAACCAAAGGCUCUACCUGCUCUGCUCCCGAAAGUAUGAUGGUGAACCCAUAGGUGUCAUUGGCCUCUACUAG